Messenger RNA from Colletotrichum aenigma, 1524 nucleotides. RefSeq names its product General alpha-glucoside permease. Gene Ontology annotation, cellular component: membrane. Gene Ontology annotation, biological process: carbohydrate transport; transmembrane transport. Bases 1 to 1524 code for a protein of 507 amino acids. The record is from RefSeq and is a predicted model, not a curated record. The transcript is spliced from 4 exons. Gene Ontology annotation, molecular function: carbohydrate:proton symporter activity. NCBI's taxonomy places the organism in Eukaryota, Fungi, Ascomycota, Sordariomycetes, Glomerellales, Glomerellaceae.
AUGUCAACCACGACGGAGAAGCCGACCUCCGGCUUUGCAGAGCUCUCCAAAAACAAGAGAGUUCUAUCAUGGUGCCUCCUAAUCUUCAUCUUGCCAAUCAACUUUGGCUACGAGCUCGCCUUGGUCGGAAACAUUCUCGCCAUACCCUCCUUCCUGAACAAAUUCGGAGUAACGACAGCCACCGGUGGGAAAGAAAUCAGCACCCAUGAUCAGCAGAUCCUCAACGCUUCAACCACGAUCGGCGUCUUCGUCGCGGCGUACACGACCGGUUUCAUCUCGGACAUCAUCGGCCGCCGUCUCGUCGUACUCCUCGGAUGCGGUCUCUGCAUCGCCGGAAUUAUGGUACAGGGCUUCUCGAACUCAAUCAUGAUGCUCUUUGGCGGAAAGCUCAUCAGCACUGUUGGCUACGGACUGGGCCACACCCUCGGACCGGUCUACGUCGCAGAGAUCGCCCCAGACUCUCUGAGAGGUGUGUGUCUCAUCCUGAUCAACACGAUGAUUGUCCUUGGACAAUGGUCUUGCGCCUUGGUCGGAUAUGGUGGUUCUUUCAUCGAAAGUGACUGGGGAUGGAGGCUGCCUGUUUUCACUCAGUUGGUGCCACCCGUUUUGGUCCUCGUUUUGGGUGGUCUUUUGCUGCCAGAGUCUCCCACCUGGCUUUUGAUGAAGGGCAGGAGGGAAGAAGCCACCAAGGCAUUGCGGAAGUUCAAUGGUCCGAAGCACAAUGUCGAGGAGACCCUAGCCAUUAUGGAAACUACACUCGAGAAGGAGAAGGAGCUCAACAACAGAGGUGCCUCUUAUCUCGAGUGUUUCAAGGGUCCCAACCUUCGCCGAACCACCAUCGUGGUUGUCGUUUAUCUUGCGCAACAACUCGCGGGCAUACUGAUUGGUAAACAUAAUUACUUCUUCACAAUUGCCGGCGUAGGCAACCCAAUCGGCAUCGCCCAGGUCUGCUACAGCAUCCAGCUCCUCGGAAACAUCUGCUCCUGGUUUCUCGUGGAACGCACCGGCCGACGUCCUCUCAUCGUCUGGGGCAUCAUCUCGAUGUCUGCGCUCUUGCUGCUGAUCGGAGGUUUAAGCGUGAUUGAGAACAACCAGCAGGCGCUUGCUGCAGUCGUGGCCUUCAUGGCUCUUUGGGGUUUCCUGUAUCAACUAUCCAUCGGCGCGGUCGCUUUUGCCGUGGGCGGCGAAACACCGUCACCGCGCCUGCGUCAAAAGACCUACUCAAUCACGAUCAUGAGCAACACCUCAGCAGGUUGUCUUGUUACCCAGCUUAUUCCGUUUCUGAUUAAUCCAAGCAACGCAAACCUGGGAGGAAAGGUAGCCUUCGUAUUCUUUGCCCCGUCUUUGAUCUGCUCUGUCUACCUGUUUUUCUGCUUCCCUGAGAUGAAGGGCCGCAGCUACCUUGAGCUGGAAGACAUGUUCCAGAAGGGCUUACCAGCGAGGAAGUUCAAGGAUUACAAGUGUGAAGUGGAGACUGUGGAGGGUAAGGACGGAGAGAAGGUCGCGGUUGUGCUCAAGGAUUGA